Perca fluviatilis (European perch) is the source of this 2047-nucleotide messenger RNA. RefSeq lists its product as uncharacterized. The record is from RefSeq and is a predicted model, not a curated record. The coding region runs from base 698 to 1672 and encodes 324 amino acids. The transcript is spliced from 5 exons. NCBI's taxonomy places the organism in Eukaryota, Metazoa, Chordata, Actinopteri, Perciformes, Percidae.
CUGCAAAAUGUUUAUUCUCUUCAGGGAGGCUGAAAUGAACACUGACAAACCACAUGAUUUGAGGACGUUGGUUUUAGACUGAAUUGUGUGACUAACUUGAAUGCUUGAAAGGAGUUCACGUGGAAAAGAUGCAUCAGGACACCACACAUAAUAGCAAAACUGGGACCAACAAAGCAUAUUUUGGCACGUCUACAUAUUUAGUUUAGUUUCCAAAAACAGAAAAACAGGUUUUCGAGAAAGGUCAAGCCACCAUACUGAGUUCCAAUCAGUAAAGAUGUACAGUAAAGCAGAACUCAAAAGUUUAUUUCUUAGUAUCCAUGGUUGAGUUAGGUCUUACUGCAUAGGCAGGGUGUUCCAUUUUUGCUUUCAAGUUUAGUUCAGCAAUAGUGGUCGCACUUAACACAAAGACAUCCUGUCUCCUGCACAAGACAAUCUUAUCUAGCCGUCUGACAUAAUGUUCCUGUGUUUUCUCUGGUACUCCCUCUACAGUUACAUAAUUACAAAGACUUCGGUCUAUGUCCAUUAACAAAGCAGUACUCUGAUAUUCCAGUAGAGCAAACUGACCUUCAAUCUCUCACUAUUAGUGGAUCGCUCUUUGGUUAUACAUUACAUCAUAGAAACAACUAAGGAGUGGUAGUUUGAAUCAGGGGGCAGGACUUCAUUUCAUUCUUUCUGUUUCAUUUUCUUGUGAUCUACAAUGGCUGCUGCACAGCAGAGAGAAGAAUAUCUGAAGCAAGAGCCAUUCAGAAGGAAUGCUUUUCUGAUCAUCGUUAAAAUGGUGAAGCUGAAUUCAGAACAUGCUAACAUACCGUUAGUGGAUGAGAUUCUUCAUAGCAUCUUCUUUUUGGGAAAGAUCAACAAGAUACCAUUUUCCCCAGAAGAUAUUCUGAGUGAUGAUGAAGACUUGCUUAAUGAGUUGAAGGGCCACUACCCUCAGCCUUUUAAACUCUAUUCCUCUCAACUACCCAGGCGGAGUCCAUUUUCAUGUGUGCUAGACAUGAUUGUCGAGCUGACAAGACAGACUCAUCAAGGGAAAAGACAAGAACAAGAGAUUGAAAAAGAAAUAAUAGAAAAGCUGCGCCGGCUCAUCAGUGAACUAGAGCUUGGUAAAAACGAGCCUCUGGUCUCCUCCACUAUCUGUGUCUCUCACAGCACCAAGAUCCCAAAUGCAGUCAGGUACUACGGAGUCUCCAUGUCCACUUCUGGCCCUAAUCCUGGGAAAAUCCUGAUUGCUGCAUCCUGUUUUAGCAGCUGGGAUAGUUAUGUAGCUGGUGCAGUGAUGACCUACUAUCCAGAGCAGAGCAGCAAGUACAUCAAGAAGAAAUAUUUUGAUGGAACCAUCAUACUUCCAGAGCAGCAUGUCAGGUGCCAGGCUUUUAACCUUUUUGAAAAAGAAGCCAAGCCCCCUUGUAGAUCAUGUGGGAAUUUGUUUGGUUUGACAACAAAUGAAAAAAAGGAAUGGCCUUAUGGCAACUGUGCAGAAGCUGAAAGUGUGAGCAACUUGCUUACAAAUGUGGUAGAAAUUAGAGAGCAAGCCCGACCAAAAGCUGAGACGUGCACAGAGGAGAACAGGAAGAGAGCUGAAGGGAGUGUCAGGAAAGAGCUUGAAGGUUUUGUGCGCACGGAGAAAUUUAAAUGGAGUGGUGAAUUCUACACCCCACAAAGAGUUUGAUCUUAAAAAGGGGAAACAUUAAUUGGUAUUAAAUAUUGAUAAGUACAAUUCUCAUGGUCCUUCAUUAUAAAGUAACCAGAUCUCUUUUGAUAUGAUUCUUUAUCAGUAAAAACUUAUAAAAAGAAACUGACUUAACUGACACUGUUAACCUCUGGGAACUGAAGUUACUUCUUAUUUGGUAAAUCAUGUGAUCAGAGCUGUCGGAUAUCAUCCUUUAUCAUGGCAAACUGUUAAUGCUCCAGCUACUACUGUAACAAUAAGGAUAUCAGUGCAUUCAUGGCACGAAUUGUAAACAAACUGUUUAAAUGAACCAUGCAGAAGAUGCAAAGUUGCUAAAUGUAUCGUUCGCAAUAAAAUGACGGUGAUGAAAAAUUA